Messenger RNA from Naegleria fowleri, 222 nucleotides. RefSeq lists its product as uncharacterized. The record is from RefSeq and is a predicted model, not a curated record. The transcript has a single exon. NCBI's taxonomy places the organism in Eukaryota, Heterolobosea, Eutetramitea, Acrasida, Naegleriidae. Bases 1 to 222 code for a protein of 73 amino acids.
AUGCUCAAAAAACCUCCAGAAACAGAAAACCCAGAAUACUCUGCGGAAGAGAAAAAGCCAUCAGACGAAAAUGCUGAUAAAAUAGCCCACGAAUUAGAGAGACAAUAUGCGGUGGGAGUUCGGGCAAGAACAGCAAGAGAAGAAGAUUUGGAAAGAAUGGCUCUAUCACCCGUUGGAAUGGAUGAAGAUACCACACAACCGAUCAAUAGAACGAUCAUUUAA